ACAAAUGUCCAGAUGUUCUCGUUAUUUUUCACAUCAAUUUUAUCGACCAUUGCCUGUCAAGAUAACCCUCGAGUAAACACCCCUUUAGGAGAAAUGGAAGGUAUAGUGAAAAUCGUCAGAAAUGAAAAUGUUUACCAGUUCAGGAAUAUACCGUAUGCUAAAUCACCAACAGGAAACCUAAGAUUCGCCAAGCCGAUCCCUCAUGGUCCCUGGUCUGGGGUACUCAAUGCCACUAGAUUCGGACCUUCGUGUUUGCAGUUUCCAUAUAGAAAUGCUAUCUACAACAAGUACAAACCUAAUCUAGAAAUGUCAGAGGACUGUUUGUCGUUAAACGUGUAUGUCGCAAGGAACAUUUCUGUGACCGCUAAUCGGUCCGUCAUGGUUUGGAUACACGGAGGUAGUUAUUAUAUAGGACAGGGAUCCUUAUAUGACGGUUCUUACCUUGCCCUCACGGGAGAUGUAGUUGUUGUAACGCUCAACUACCGGCUAGGGGCCUUCGGUUUCAUGGCAUCUCCGAAACACGGGAUUUAUGGAAACUACGGUCUAUGGGACCAACGUCUGGCUUUAAAAUGGGUACAGUCGAACAUUGAAUAUUUUGGCGGGAAUCCUAAAUCUGUAACAAUAUUCGGACAAUCGGCUGGCGGCUUCUCCGUUUCGCUGCAUGCAAUAUUGCCUGUAAAUGAAGGCAUGUUUCAUCGCGUUAUCUCUGAAAGUGGCAGCCCAGAAGGUUCGUUUACAAUAUGGAAAAGUGCAGCGUACACGUCAGAGGCACUUAUAAAGUUAUCACAUUGUGAUAUAAGUAAUUCUACACUUAUAUGCAUGCAGAAUAGAUCGGCUUCAGGUAUAGUGAGCGAUCAUCACUUUCUUGUUUCACCUCGUUUCCUAAAUACAUACUUCCAACUCCCUUCCGGGCCCGUAGUCGACAAUGACUUGAUUCAUAUGGAUCCAACCAGUAUGCUUAUGAACAAGACUUCUCUUAAUUAUCAAUUUUUCCGGUCUCUUGACUUUAUGACCGGCAAUGUGGAUACGGAGGGCUCCAUUUCUAUAAAUAUCGUGCAGACAUACAUUGCAAUGUAUGACGAUAUAUACAUUGGGAUGUCACGUGACACGUUUUGUAAAUAUUACUUACCCGGAUUAACAAAGUUUUAUUUCGGGGAAAUGAACAUUUCAGUAGCAUCUGAUUUUUUAUGUUCCCUUUACGGAAGCUCCAAUCCACCUGAGCAGGCGCUAAACGCCAUGCAUACUUACGCUGAUGCCAAUUUCCUAGCUCCUGCUGUGAGGAGUCUGGUGGAGCAUUCGGAGGAUAAUUAUUUUACGAAUUCAUUUCAGUAUCUCUUUCGUCGUCCAGAUAUUGACCCCGCCAUCAGACAUUUGUAUGAACACUUUACAAAUGGGUCAACACACGGAGCAGAAACAGCUUACCUCUUUGGACUAGAAGAUUACCAAGAGCUGUAUAACAUAUCGGUUAUGCCUGCUGACAUUAGCUUGUCAAAAACAAUGCUGAAAUAUUGGACCAAUUUUGCAAAAACAGGAAACCCCAGCGCCGAUGACGUACCCAGAUGGGAUAACUAUGACGUAACAAGACAGAACUACGUUAAUCUGGAUAUCAACAUCACACAAGGCCAACACCUGUACGAAUCUAGGGUCGACAUUUGGCUUAAAAAACUUCCAAAAUUUCUUCAAGGUCGCAUUCCCGGUAUCAUUGUUGGAUAAUACCCCCCCCCCCCCCCCCC
Molecule: messenger RNA, 1733 nt
Organism: Pecten maximus
Lineage: Eukaryota; Metazoa; Mollusca; Bivalvia; Pectinida; Pectinidae
Product: acetylcholinesterase-like
Exons: 2
Coding region: 13-1713 (566 amino acids)
Source: RefSeq, a predicted model, not a curated record